CCGCCUCAGCCCCGCUCCCGGGCGGGCUAUAAGAGGCGGCGGCGGCAGCAGCAAUGAGCUGCCCGUGCUGGCGGCGGGAGCAGGGGCGGUAGCGGCGCUGGGGCACCGCCGCCAUGAAGUCACCUCAGGGGCAGCGGCCGGCGGGUCAAGCGCUGGGUGCGGACGGCGGCGGGGGCCUGGCCGAGGCGCUGGGGGAGUUUGACACCGUGCUGGCCGAGUUCUCCUGCCCCGCCGGCCGGCGCCGCUUCCACUACGGCGAGCACCUGGAGCGCAUGAAGCGGCGGAGCAGCGCCAGCGUCAGCGACGGCAGCGGCCUCAGCGACUCCGAGAGUGCAGAUUCACUCUACAGAAAUAGUUUCAGCCUCAGUGACGAAAAGCUUAAUUCUCCAACUGCCUCUACUCCAAGCUUGCCAUCUCCAUCAGUAACUCCACGUAAAGCAAAGCUUGGAGACACAAAAGAACUGGAAGACUUCAUUGCUGAUCUUGACAGGACACUAGCAAGUAUGUGAAGGAUAAGUGACAUCAGUCUGAGACUGAGAACUGCUGUCCUUGUCUGAUAACUUUGCUACCCAAGAUACUUACCUUCUGAACAUAACCUUUGUAAAUUUCUACAAGUAUUUAACUGUCAACAUCAGUUUUGUGACUCUGCAGCAGAUGGUAUAAGACAACUUAAGUGUUACAGGUGUAUUUUACUUUAAAAUAUAGCUUGAAUUUUAAUUUAAAGUUGCUUUUAUGAAAAUAUAUUUGUAAUUUUAUAUAGUUGAGAACUUUUAAUGCUUUUUGCCAUUAUAAUAUAUUUUUGUAUGCAAAUAAACCCUGAACUGGAA
Molecule: messenger RNA, 827 nt
Organism: Neopsephotus bourkii (Bourke's parrot)
Lineage: Eukaryota; Metazoa; Chordata; Aves; Psittaciformes; Psittacidae
Gene: RGCC
Product: regulator of cell cycle
Exons: 5
Coding region: 114-509 (131 amino acids)
Biological process (GO): regulation of cell cycle
Cellular component (GO): cytoplasm
Molecular function (GO): protein kinase activator activity; protein kinase binding
Source: RefSeq, a predicted model, not a curated record